UCGCCUUUUCAUCUCCCCCGCCACGUGUGACCAGUAUCCCUGCCGGCCAGGGCAUUUGAUUGAUUCUCGGGUUGAUAUUGCGGCAGACAGGGCUCGCCCACACAAUCCCUCUGUUGUCGCGAAAUCCCGCCCCGCGGAGCUAAUUGAUCAACUAAAACAUUGCCGGGCACUGAGGUCAUUCUCCGACUUCCAGCUCCGGUACAUCUAUGACCUGAGCGCAGUUUAUCGGCUAUAGCUCGCUUCGUUAGGUAUUUGGGUAUAUAUCUGAAUCUCGACCUGUGGUGUACAGCGUCUCAAGUGGCUCGUCUACCAGUGUCCUUCCUGUUCACUUCGUUUUCUACAACUAUCAUCGCCUCUUCUUGAACAUACAACACAACACAAGAGUAACACAGCACAACACCCACAAGAUGUUCACUCCCCACACCAACAGACCCAACAACAACCCCAUAGUCAUCCCCAGCGGCUCCGACAGCGACGCAUACAGCGACAGCGAGCUCAGCGAUAUGGAAGUCGACCCGCCGAGUCGGCCGCAUCGGCCCGGCAUGAGCAGAUUCGACGCCGCGCCGCCAUCCUCAAUGCGCUACCGUGCCUCCCAACCCCCCUACCACACUUCCCUCGAGCAGGAGAAGAAAGUGCGUAGUCGGCUGCGCGAGGAACGACAUGCUGCGUUGUCGGUGCUGACCGAUCGCGAGCUCUUGACUACCCAGGCGCUGGCUGCUCAGGAGACCCUCCCACAAACCCGCCGCCGCUUCCUCUCCAAACUAAUGGCCCCCGAGGACCCCGCCGUAGCGACCUCCCUGCGCGCCGACCGCUUCAUAAUCCAGCACCCGACUGCCGCAGGACACCACUCGAGCUCGGGCGUCGGACGAGCCGGCGAGGGCGGCCCUUCCUCGUUGACGUCGCCGCGGCCAGGCUCCUCGACGACGGUGCCGAUGAUCGUGCAGAGAGGUAUCGUCGAUGUGCAUGAUGAGGAUGAUGCGGGGUGGAGGAGGCCGACGAUGGAGGGAGGGCGAGAAGGAGGAGCUGGGACGGGGACGGGGAGUGUCAGAAAGACUGGAUUGAAUGACUGA
Molecule: messenger RNA, 1070 nt
Organism: Aspergillus steynii IBT 23096
Lineage: Eukaryota; Fungi; Ascomycota; Eurotiomycetes; Eurotiales; Aspergillaceae
Exons: 4
Coding region: 408-1070 (220 amino acids)
Source: RefSeq, a predicted model, not a curated record